ACACUUAUACCGCAUAUAUUUCCAUUUAUGUCCAAUGUGCAUCAUCCAAGUAUGCCCACUGUUAUUUCUAAGCACUGUGGGUAUUAUCAUUGUAAGCCAUUGGCAAAUGCUUGUUUGAAGAAGCAUACAUGGCCAAUACAACCAAUUUUGUUUUUGAUUCUGAUUUCAAAAUGUAAAACAUCUGCCACACAAGCCAGGUGUUUGGGUGAAGCAUAUUUUAAAUAGGCCUACUGGUAUUUGGCUGUGUAUUACAUAUCCAUCGGUUUUAUUUCAUGCAGACCUGGCAACCUUUGCGGUGCAGGUGUAAAGAGGACGACAGGUUCUCUUACCAACUCGGAUUUAUGCGUUUGAAAUGGUUUGUUUAUUUAUUUGUUUGUUUAAUCGCAAAUUAUAAUAAGCCACAAAAUACUUUUCCCCAGAAACCACACAUCAGAUUAGACCAGCAGGUUUCUACCUACAUUCAAUCCCUCAGUAGUACGAAUAUUGAAAUAUAUUUCAUUUUGUAGUCUAAUAAAAAAUAAUCAGGAUAAAGGUAAUGUAUGUCACGAAAAGUAGGACUGUAAAUUAUCGCUCUGUAAGUCUGAAUAAUUGAUCCGGUGGCAAAUGAAUAAUUAAAAUUCCUAACGCUGUAACAGCAACGGAAAAAGCAUAUAAGCCCACACCACUGUCCAAUCACACGGCAGGAUUUUCCAGUUUCCUGCUUGGUAACCAAUCCGAAUUCAGCUCCCGCCCCUUCCUGUUGUAGGGCUUUGAGCCCGUUAUAAUAUUUCCCUGGAAUAAGAGUAAAUUGAUGACGCUGUUAUAGAGAGGAGCUGUGGAUGCUGGAGCCCUGCAGACUUUUGCAUUGAUAUAAGCUCUCUCCGCUAUGCCGAGCUCCGUGUUUUGGGCUGUAGAUGUGUACGGGAAUGUGUACAGCCUGUGUACCGAUAGGGGGCGCUGGCAGCAAUCCAAGGAGAAUCAGCUGGAGCUGAAACGUGUAACCGCUGCAGAUCUGUGCUGCUGGGCCAUUGGCUUUGACCAACAGGUUUACCUGAACGUGCUCCCCGGUGACGUGACCAUACGUCAUCAGGAGGAGACUUAUGAGAACCAGAGAUGGAACCCAGUAGAUGGAUACACAGACACACUCCUGCCCACAGAUCGCUGGCCAUGGACGGAUGAAUUUGGCAUGAAGCCUCAGCCACUGCACAGCUUCGACCUGCCAUCUGAGAACUGGGAGUGGGAGGGAGACUGGUACGUGGAUGAUGAGAGCUGUGGCAGAGAGUCCACAUCAACUGGGGGCUGGGAAUAUGCUGUGGACUUCCCUACCACCUUCACUAAAGAGAAGAAGUGGAACUCAUGUGUCCGGCGCAGACGAUGGCUUCGUUACAGGAGAUAUAAAGCACUGGGACUAUGGGCCAAGGUGCCUUUAGACGGGGGCCAGCCUCCAGAGCCCUUCACUGAUAUUAGCUGUGGAGGCUGGAACAUAGGGGAUAGAACAGAGAAAGCUGUCUCCUUAUGGGCCGUGUCUCAGCAAGGAAAGGUGUGGUUCCGUUCAGGCAUACAUCAGCAGAAUCCAGAGGGGACCGUUUGGGAAAACGUUCCUGUCCCUGAUUCUACAGAGGUGGCCCAGAUAAGCGCCGGCCCAGGAGACCUGCUGUGGGCCGUGCAGUGGGAUGGACAGCUUCUCGCCAGGAUGGGCAUCCGCAAGCACUGCCCAAAAGGUGCAUCGUGGGUGAUGGUGGAUCCUCCAACUAAUACCAAAGCUGUCCAUGUAGCAGUGGGGGUCGGUGUGGUCUGGGCAAUCACCAAGGACAAGAAAGUGUGGUUCAGAAGAGGCGUGAACCCCCACAAUGCCACUGGCCUUGGCUGGAUCAGUAUUGCUGGGGAGAUGAUGAUGAUCAGUGUGGGACCCAGUGACCAGGUGUGGGGUGUUGGCAGUGAGGACAGGAGACUUUAUUUCCGCCAUGGUGUGACCCCCACUGAGAUCACGGGAAGGGCCUGGGUCCGUGUGUGUGCCCACGUGGACAACAGUCAUACCACCAGCAAACCCAGUGACGUUUGCCUCAUCAGUGCUCAAAUUGCUGCGCCUACCCAGGGUUCCGUGUUGGGCUGUGAUGACGUAGACGAUGCUAAUAUUCCCAAAGUCACCAGUGACAGCAUUGUAUCAGCCCUGGUGGCUGAACACGGUGCUCCUUUGCCUGAAGCAGAUCAGGAGAAAGCAGAAGAGGCUGGUGUGCCUCUCCAGAAUUCUGGGCUCCACUGCAGCCAACCAAAAGGCAGCGAACUGCCAUGGAGUAAUGUGGAUCUGGCAGAGAUGAAAGUUCCCUCAGCCAAUGUGGCACAGAAAUCUGCAGCUGUGUAUCCCAUGGAGCUGGGAGAAACCAUAAAGCAGGAGGAACGGCCGCCAUGGGCAUGGAUCACUGCCGGACAAUGUGAGAUAGAUUCCAACACGAACGUCAGCUGGCUGGAAAUGCCAGAUGCAGGGCCUCUGUCUUCCUUCAUCACUCCUGCUCUUAGCAUGGCAGGUGCCCAGGGCCCACUGGCAGAGAGAACACAGCGAGAGAAAGACAACACUAUGGAGAGGUCUGUCACUGUGAAAAAAAUGGCAAUGUGCUGGUGGAGGGACUGGCACCCUCAUCAGCUGGAGGAGGUGUGUGUGACCCUGGAGCAGGUCAGGGGUGGUGGAUCUCCCCACGAUGACAUAGUCUACAUUUACUAUACACACAACCAGGAAAGGAAGUAUCUGUAUGCUGUGAUAAGGGAUGUCACGGCUCUCGUUCCAGUACACUGGGAAUCCAUGUACGCUCUUACUAUCUAUACAGCUGAGAGGACAAGGCAGAGAUGGCCUAUUCUACUAUCUACAGAGUCCCAGCAAGACACAGAGAGCUUGCUGUCUCUGUUGAAUGAGUCUUGCUGUGAGUCCAGAUCUCUCCAGGCCCCUCCGUCCAAACAAGUUCUGUGGGCUGUUACCACCAAAGGGGAUAUCAUGGUGCAUGAGCCUUCACCCUGCCUAGAAGCUCAUGCUCAGUAUUUACCCUGUGAAGAGAUGUUCUGGCGUCAGGUCCCUGGCCACCUGCUUUUGGUGGAGUCUAACAGUCUGGGUGUGGUCUGGGGAAUCAGCUAUGAUCACACCGCCUGGGUCUACACAAGGGGCCAUGGUGAAAACCAAGCUCAAGAUAACGAAGUGAAUCAGCAAACACUGACUGAUAUAAGGAAUGUUUACAUUUAUGAGAACCAGCGAUGGAACCCUGUCACAGGAUACACAAAUAAGGGUCUACCUACGGAUCGUUACAUGUGGAGUGAUGCACUUGGACUGAAGGAGUGCACCAAGGAGAGCACCAAACCCCCCUCCCCAGAGUGGAAAUGGGUGUCAGACUGGGUCAUUGACCAUAGCACUCCAGGAGGGACAGAUAAAGAAGGCUGGCAAUAUGCUGCAGAUUUCCCUGUGACAUUUCAUGGUUAUAAGACCAUGAAGGACUUUGUUAGACGAAGGCGAUGGGUCAGGAAGUGUAAAAUUACUAUAACUGGGCCCUGGCAGAAAGUCCCACCCAUUCCUCUUAUUGAUGUCACCAUCCUGCCGUGUCUGGCCCAGAGCAGUUUGGAGCAGGUGCCUGUGUGGGCCAUCAGUGAGAAAGGAGAUGUCCUGUGCCGGCUGGGAGUCACUGCAGAGAACCCAGCAGGCAGCUCGUGGCUCCAUGUGGGGACAGAUCAGCCCUUUAAGUCCAUUUGUAUUGGAGGAGGACACCAGGUGUGGGCAGUUGCCCGGGACGGAGCAGUCUUCUACCGCGGCUCAGUUUCAGCCCAAAACCCUGCAGGCGAGUGCUGGUACUACAUCCCCUCUCCCAACAGACAGAUUCUCAGACAGGUGUCUGUGGGCAGGACCUCUGUAUAUGCUGUUGAUGAAACCAGCAGUCUAUGGUAUAGGCAGGGUCUGACCCCUAGUUAUCCUCAGGGUUCUGCAUGGGAGCUCAUUGGUGGUAAUGUGUGCAAAGUCUCAAUCGGACCACUGGACCAGGUUUGGAUAAUCGCUGAUAAGGUUCCAGGUCAUCCAGCAGAGAAAUCUGGCACUGUGUGCCACAGGCUAGGAGUGCAGCCCAUGCAGCCUAAAGGCUUAUCGUGGGACUUUGGAAUUGGCGGAGGAUGGGAACAUCUGUCAGUAAGAGGAAACUCCACCGAGGCCCAGCGUGUCAUCCCUCCUAGCCCUCAGACCAGCAGGAGCCAGGAACAGGUGAAUGGCAAUGCUGCAGGCAGUUAGACUACUCAUUAGCCCUCACCAUCACCACUUCCCACAGUGCUCACUCACGUGCACUCUCUCUCUCUCUCUCUGAAGCAUCUACUGUUUUUGUGUUUUAGGUGUCUGUGUGUGUAAAAUUAAACAAGGCUUCUCAUGAUUUUUUAAAACAUUUAUUUUCUCACUUGUUUUCAGUAACCAUUUUGCCCUGGUCAGGGUUGUGUGUCUAUCCUGGGAAUACUGGGCAUGUGGCAGGAAAACACUGGGUGGGACAACAGUCCAUCAUAGGGCACCAUGCACACACACAUUCACACCUAGGGGCAAUUAUCUUCCUACUGGCACAUUUUGGGAGGUAGAAGGAAACCAAAGGAUCUGGGGGAAACUCAAUAGACAGUAACUCGAACUUAAGAUCAAACCGAUGACCCUGGAGAAGUGAGGCAGUGACGAUACCCAAUGCACCACAGCACAGCCGGUAUUGAAUUUGGUUUUACUUAAACUAUGGCUACUUUUAAUCCUUCAUGUGAUUAUUGUCUUUUUAAAGCAUGUUAUGUCAUUUUAUACAACUACAAAAGGUUCCCAGUUAUAAUAUUAAUACUGUCAGUGAAACUAAUCAUGUCUCAAUUUUGAGCACUGUAUCAAACUCAUUUCUUGAAUCACUGACUGGGUAUGAAAAGUAAUAAUAAUCAUUAAGUGUGUAUGAUGCUUGUUUUCCUCCCCCCCACUACAUAAAUAAAUAAAUAAACAAACUUUGAAACAUUUCUCUUGAACCCAGAAGCAUUUACCAGUAUACUGUAAAACUGACAAUAUAAUACGUUCAUGAAGUCAAGGUCAUUUUUCAUUUAUUUCCAUAAUAAACAGUGUAAUUAUUUAUAAACAAUUCAUUCAAUUACACCAAGCAUGAUCAUCAAUAUGAAGUUUACAAAAAAACUUUACAAGUUUAAGGACAUGACCUGCAUUUUCUCAAUUAUUUGACUUACUUCCAACGUAACCAUUUUUGAUCAUGUUUAAACUGUGAUAUGUCACACUUUAGCUUUAAAUUACAAAAUGUUACCUUACCCCUAGAACUUUCAUCAUUCCCAAUUUACAGACAAAAAUUUAACAUUUAUAUACAUCCGUACAGUUCAACAUUAAGUUACACUUUCAAGAUGUGCAAGAUUAAGCAAAUGUAUAUACUGCAGAAUAAAACGAAAUAUUUCCUUAAAUAAAAUUUCAAGAUCAACUAAGAGUGCUGGUAAUACAAACAUCGUUCUGAACACAGACCUUACUUUACUGAAUUACAAACGUAAUUAUCCUCAACAUACCCGAUCAUCUGGAAACACCAACUUCAUGAUUUUCACAAUUAAGACCAGGAAUAAGCAAAACCUUUUCGUAAUUUCAUAAACAGAGCAAAAAAUUCAAACACAUUAAAUACUCCUCAUGUCAAUUCUGUAGCUUAUUAAAUGACUUCAAAACCAUGCACAUACUUAAUGAAGGGAAAUUCCUUACUAAACCAUGACUGGCUGAUUUAAUUGAUUAUAAAGGG
Messenger RNA from Ictalurus punctatus (channel catfish), 5732 nucleotides. RefSeq names its product tectonin beta-propeller repeat containing 1b (gene tecpr1b). The coding region runs from base 866 to 4234 and encodes 1122 amino acids. NCBI's taxonomy places the organism in Eukaryota, Metazoa, Chordata, Actinopteri, Siluriformes, Ictaluridae. The transcript has 25 exons. Gene Ontology annotation, cellular component: membrane. The record is from RefSeq and is a predicted model, not a curated record.